GUGGCGGGGGCGACCGCCGCCCAAUGGGUGGGCCGGGGAGGGGGAGAUGCGAGGGAGGGGGCGGCGUGAGCGUCCACGUUACCUGCGCGUCGCAGCCCAGCCCCCAGCCCGCCCGGUUGUCCUCGGCAGCGCCGCCGCUGCCACCAGAGCGCGGAGAGGCUGGGCCGCGCCUGGCGAGGCUGCUAGCGCGAAGGCGAGAUCCUCCCCGCCGGCGCUCCUCCUCGGCCGCCGCGGCCAUCAUGACCGACAACAUCCCCUUGCAGCCGGUCCGGCAGAAGAAGCGGAUGGACAGCAAGCACCGCGGCGGAUGUUGCGAGUGCCUAAGAUGUUGUGGAAGAAGAGACCCAAGGCCUCGAACGGUUUGGCUUGGCCAUCCAGAAAAGAGGGACCAGCGAUAUCCACGCAAUGUGAUCAACAACCAGAAGUACAACUUCUUUACUUUUCUGCCAGGGGUUCUGUUCAACCAAUUCAAGUACUUCUUCAACCUCUACUUCUUGUUUCUGGCCUGUUCUCAAUUUGUUCCUGAAAUGAGGCUCGGUGCUCUUUACACGUAUUGGGUUCCUUUGGGCUUUGUCCUCGCCGUUACCAUCAUCCGUGAGGCUGUGGAAGAGAUCCGGUGCUACAUGCGUGACAAGGAAGUGAACUCGCAGAUCUACAGCAAGCUCACAGCGAGAGGUACAGUAAAAGUGAAAAGUUCCAGUAUUCAAGUGGGGGACCUUAUUAUUGUGGAAAAGAACCAGAGGGUCCCUGCCGACAUGAUCUUCCUCAGGACGUCGGAAAAGAACGGGUCCUGCUUUCUACGUACGGAUCAGCUGGAUGGCGAAACAGACUGGAAGUUGCGCCUGCCUGUCAGCUGCACUCAGAGGUUGCCCACUGCUUCUGACCUUCUCCAGAUCCGAUCAUAUGUGUAUGCAGAGGAACCUAACAUUGACAUCCACAACUUUGUUGGCACUUUCACUAGAGAGGACAGUGACCCUCCAGUGAAUGAGAGCUUAAGCAUCGAAAACACCCUGUGGGCCAGCACAGUGAUUGCUUCAGGAACGGUUGUGGGAGUUGUUCUGUACACAGGGCGGGAGCUGCGCAGCGUCAUGAACACUUCAAAUCCACGGAGUAAGAUUGGCCUCUUCGAUCUGGAAGUGAACUGCCUCACCAAGAUUCUCUUUGGGGCCUUGGUGGUGGUCUCUCUUGUCAUGGUCGCUCUUCAGCACUUCGCUGGCCGCUGGUACCUUCAGAUCAUCAGAUUUCUCCUUCUCUUCUCAAAUAUAAUUCCUAUUAGUUUACGUGUCAAUCUUGACAUGGGGAAAAUAGUUUAUAGCUGGAUGAUCCGGAAGGAUUCUAAAAUUCCUGGCACUGUAGUCCGAUCUAGCACAAUCCCAGAGCAACUUGGAAGAAUAUCCUAUUUACUUACAGAUAAAACAGGGACCCUGACGCAGAAUGAGAUGGUUUUCAAACGCCUUCAUCUUGGAACAGUUGCUUAUGGACUAGACUCCAUGGAUGAAGUUCAGAGCCAUAUAUUUAGUAUAUAUACACAGCAGUCUCAGGAGCCACCUGCUUUAAAAGGCCCCACCCUGGCUACCAAGGUACGGAAAACCCUGAGCAGCAGAGUCCACGAGGCAGUGAAAGCGAUCGCCCUCUGCCACAAUGUGACUCCCGUCUAUGAAUCGAAUGGUGUGACGGAUCAGGCUGAAGCAGAGCGCCACUAUGAAGAUUCUUGCAGGGUGUACCAAGCUGCUAGUCCUGAUGAGGUGGCCCUGGUGCAGUGGACAGAAAGCAUAGGCUUAACACUGGUGGGCAGAGAUCAGUCUUCUGUGCAGCUGAGGACCCCUGGUGGCCACAUCUUAAACUACACCAUCCUCCAGAUUUUCCCUUUCACGUACGAAAGCAAACGGAUGGGGAUCAUUGUUCGGGAUGAAUCUACAGGGGAAAUAACCUUCUACAUGAAAGGGGCUGAUGUGGUGAUGGCAGGAAUUGUUCAAUACAAUGACUGGCUAGAGGAAGAGUGUGGCAAUAUGGCAAGGGAAGGCCUGAGGGUCCUUGUGGUAGCAAAGAAAUCCCUGACUGAGGAACAAUAUCAAGACUUUGAGGCACGCUAUGUCCAAGCGAAGCUCAGCGUCCACGACCGUUCCCUGAAGGUAGCAACCGUGAUCGAGAGCCUGGAGAUGGAGAUGGAGCUGCUCUGUCUGACUGGAGUGGAGGACCAGCUGCAGGCAGAUGUCAGGCCUACUCUGGAAACACUGAGAAAUGCCGGCAUGAAGGUAUGGAUGCUCACAGGGGACAAACUAGAAACAGCCACGUGUACAGCUAAGAAUGCACAUCUGGUAACCAGGACCCAGGACAUUCAUAUAUUUAGAAUGGUCACCAACCGUGGGGAAGCUCACUUGGAACUCAAUGCCUUCCGCCGCAAGCACGACUGUGCCCUAGUGAUUUCUGGCGAUUCAUUGGAGGUGUGCUUGAAAUACUACGAGUAUGAGUUUAUGGAAUUGGCUUGCCAGUGCCCAGCUGUAGUCUGCUGCAGAUGCGCCCCAACGCAGAAGGCUCAGAUUGUACGCUUGCUCCAGGAGAGAACUGGGAAGCUGACCUGUGCUGUGGGUGAUGGUGGGAAUGAUGUCAGUAUGAUUCAAGAGGCGGAUUGUGGUGUUGGGGUUGAAGGAAAGGAAGGAAAGCAAGCUUCCCUUGCAGCAGACUUCUCCAUCACUCAGUUUAAGCAUCUGGGCCGGCUACUGAUGGUGCAUGGACGGAACAGCUACAAAAGAUCUGCAGCCCUCAGCCAAUUUGUGAUCCACAGAAGCUUGUGUAUCAGUACAAUGCAGGCUGUUUUUUCUUCGGUAUUCUACUUUGCAUCCGUCCCCCUCUACCAGGGCUUCCUCAUUAUUGGGUAUUCUACACUCUAUACUAUGUUUCCAGUAUUCUCUUUAGUGCUGGACAAAGACGUCAAAUCAGAAGUUGCCAUGCUGUACCCAGAACUCUACAAAGAUCUUCUGAAGGGAAGGCCCUUAUCAUACAAGACAUUUUUGAUAUGGGUUUUGAUAAGUAUUUACCAAGGCAGCAUCAUUAUGUACGGCGCAUUGCUGCUCUUUGAAUCUGAGUUUGUCCACAUUGUGGCUAUUUCCUUCACGUCCUUGAUCCUCACUGAGCUGUUGAUGGUGGCAUUGACAAUCCAGACAUGGCAUUGGCUCAUGAUAGUGGCAGAACUACUCAGCCUCUCCUGCUACAUUGCCUCGCUGGUCUUCUUGCACGAGUUUAUUGAUGUUUACUUCAUUGCAACCUUGUCGUUCUUGUGGAAGGUGUCAGUAAUCACUCUGGUCAGCUGUCUUCCCCUCUACUUCCUAAAGUAUCUGAGGCGAAGAUUUUCUCCCCCAAGCUAUUCAAAACUCACUUCGUAGGUGGUUCUACCAGUGGAGCAGAGACUACUUCUCUUUCCCCCCGCCCCCAACCGUCUCUUUCUUUUUGCACAAAAUAAAUGUGUGUUCCUCAUAGUAACGGUUAUGUCCGAUGGUUGCAAAUGGAUCGUGCACUGGCUAGAGAAUGUUUCCGAAAGACUGAAAUAACUGGCAGUGCAGCAGAAACAGUCAAGUAAACCGGAGAACUGACAUAGGUGAUCCAGUUUUUUUGUCAACUUUAUAUUUAUUUUGACUUUAAUAAAUGCAUGUAACUGGCAAGAAGAAUUGGCUUCCAGUGGGAAAUUCCUGGAAUGUGCUUACUUGGGAAGUGCUAUGUAAGCUAUUGAUGUGACAAAUUUUUCAGACUGAUUCCCCCCCUUUUUUUAAUUUCCUCAUGUCAUUUUUAUAUUACUAUUUAUCUUUUUAGUUCAGGUCCUAGUUUAUAAGCAUUUUGUAUUUCUUGGGAAAUACUUUACAAUGGGUGAAACCACAUGCUCACAGGCAACUUUAACUCGGAGUGCCAUGCUGACCUCUUUUGAUGUGUUCCAAUGCAAACCAGAGCUCCAAAUUUCAGCGAAGUUUUCUUCAAUCUGCAAAACGGAAACAAACAAAAAGCCACAGUUCGUCUUUCCUGCUCUGAAGUUGUCCAAUUAUUUUUAACGGGGAUUGACGCUGGUAAAAGAGAGGUUCUGUUUUAUUAAAUGGUACCAUUUUCUUGGGAGAAUACUUCUGCGCCACCCAAACUGCCGCCACAUCAUAAAGGUUAUAACAACCAGAACUAAGGCAGACAUGGGCUUCCCACCCCAUAUUCACAUAAUUAAUGCUUAUGGCCAAGGGUGCCAAUUUGAAUAAAAUAUUGGAAGGGGGAGGGCAGGUAAGCCCCGCCCUGCAUGAUCAAUCACAACAAGGUGCACACACAGCAUUUGAAUGGCAGUGCCCAUCAACUUUGCGAUGGCGCAGCCCCUUCAAAUAUUUUAUUGCAGGGGCUGAAGUCUCCAGGGCCCCUGGGAGUUGGCUUCUAUGUGUGAGACUACCAUUAACCUUGGGCUCCAGGUGGGAAGCCUUUGCGCCACAGCACAGUUUGAGGAAGGAGUGGGCAGGGGCUUCCUGCAUGGCCGAUGGGGUUUGGGAAGAGAUGUUUGGCACCUCCCCUUCCUGACCAUGCCAGGAUGCUGGCUGGAUCCUGUCCUAUGGGGGGGGAGCAAGGCGGGCAUGCCCCCACUGUAUUUAAGGGGGCGCCAUGAGAGUGGAAGGGCUUUUGCAAGGAGAAUUAGGGAUGCAAUACCUAACCCUGUUACACAUUCCUCCAGCCACCGUCACCCCCCUCCUCCUGUUUUUGCCCGGCGGGGGGCGGGGAAUGGGGAGAGCGAGAGCCUGGCUGCAGAAAGGGGCUGAAAAGGAGAAUUGACACAUGUGCAAAUGUUCAACACAGAGCUGCUACGUGUUCAACACAGAGCUUACCACUAGCUAGCAAAUAUAUGCUUGCUGAGAUAAUACAGAUUCCAUUCUCGCAUGCAGGUUUCGUUUGGCUCAUCCAGUAGAGCUAACCAAGGUUUCUUCCUGCUCUGUGCAAAUGCACACAGCAGGUAAAUGCCCCAGAUGGGGCUGGCAAUAUGAGCAUCACUGUCGUAUCAUAGAACAAACACCUUAACCUUCAUCAAUGUUUUGGAAGGAAACCAGCUGCUAAUUGCCCCUUUUGAAAAAUAUAUCUGAAAUGUUAUUCUGCAGAAGCGUAACAGAUGUAUUGGAUUGUAAUAGAGAUGUAACAGAAUCACAAGGGAAAGUUCAUGGGAUACUGGUUGUUUUCUGUAAAGCUUUUUUUAAGUUAACACUGAACUGCACGUUUUAUAUUUUUCACUGGACUGUGCCACUUUGGACUGCAGAUGUGGACUUGUGCUUGGAUGUUCUUUCCAUGUAAAAACAACAGUGGCUUUCAGCAUGCAGACAAAGCUCAUCCACACUUCUCUUUCUCCUGCGAUUUCCAGGCAUGGGUUCAAAAGGUUUUUCUUCUGUCCUGCCACUUUCCCUGUAACCCGCCCCCCUUGUUUACUGCUGAAUCAGAACAAACGUCAUGCCACAGAAAAUCCUAUUGUUCCAAUUCAGCAAUAAAUGUGACAUGUAAAAGGGAAGUGUAUCUGCAGGUGAGAAGGUUAUUCAUUUCUACAUUUGGUUCAGAGUUGUGUACAGUCAUACCUUGGUUUUUCAAACAGCUUAGUUCUCGAACGUUUUGGCUCCCGAACGCCGGAAACCCAGAAGUGACUGUUUGGAUUGCGAACUAUUUUUGGAAGCCGAACGUCUGAUGCGGCUUCCGAUUGAGUGCAGGAAGCUCCUGCAGCCCAUCGGAAGCUGCGCCUUGGUUUGCGAACAUUUUCAGAAGUCAAAUGGACUUCAGGAAUGGAUUCUGUUCGAGAACCAAGGUACGACUGUACUUCAAGAUCCUUGGGCCAUUUAAGAGAAGUCCAAUCAAAUUAGUGGGUGUUCAGCAUUUGAAAUGCAUUUCUGUGGGACUUGAGCAUGUCUAACUGUGGGUUGUACAGCUUUUUUUCCCCUAAUGGGGAGGAUUCCAUAAAUACAGCAUGGCCAGUAAUUUUAUUUUCAAUUAUUUUAUCCUCCUUCAACUUCUUUUAUGAGUUGUCUUUGUCUUCUCUGUCUAUAAAUAUAACACCUCCCUGAGUGUAUAAGAGUCUCCUAUAAGAAAACUGUAGUCACAGUCCCUGCACAGCUCCUUUUAGAUUUAAUGGUUAUUAUGCAAGACCAUGUUGGUAGACUUUAUAGAUUUUUGGGGUUGUGUGUGUGUGUGGUUUUUUUAAAAUCAGUGAAGUUUACACUAAAUAAUGAUCAAUGGGCCAUUAAUGGCCACAUUAACAAAGCCAGCAAAAAAGGGAAUGAAUUCUAAUUAAGUUCAGUAAUAUUUAUUGGACUAAUGACUAAGGAACUAUUUUAUUUAGUGGCAGUAAUGUAACUAUUAAUGCUUUUUGUAAGACAUGAAAUCUCUUUGACCUGUUGUUCUUCUGUAGAUAACAUCUUAGACAAGGUUGUAAUCUGUGAAGUGUUUCUUUCUGAGUGGGUGCAAUUUAAUUUUGUGAGCGUGUCUUUAAAAAAAAAAACAUUGUUCAAAACAGCCUCUUGUAGAACAAACUAGUGGCAACAGUUGAUUUGUUUAUUAUUAUUAUAGCUUGAUAGGAUCUCCAUAAAAUUACCUUGGUUUUGGGGGGGAUUGGAGCACAAAUUGCACAAAUCAAUAAUUCCACUGAGAUCAGAACUUUUCUCCCCUCUUCUGUCUU
Messenger RNA from Zootoca vivipara (common lizard), 6664 nucleotides. RefSeq names its product ATPase phospholipid transporting 9A (gene ATP9A). Gene Ontology annotation, biological process: endocytosis; phospholipid translocation; retrograde vesicle-mediated transport, Golgi to endoplasmic reticulum. The record is from RefSeq and is a predicted model, not a curated record. Gene Ontology annotation, cellular component: endosome; trans-Golgi network; plasma membrane. Lineage: Eukaryota; Metazoa; Chordata; Lepidosauria; Squamata; Lacertidae. Gene Ontology annotation, molecular function: ATP binding; ATP hydrolysis activity; ATPase-coupled intramembrane lipid carrier activity.